AGGCUGUGUGUGUCUGAUGCUGCUGCUCCUGAGACACGGAGCGAGAGGACGCGUCCAUCGGCCUCCUCUGUGACAAACGUCACGUUCUUUACCAGAUAACACGACACUGGUGACCUUUUGGGAAAAGUGGGAAAGAAAAGAAUAAUGCUGCUGAUGAGUCUGCUGUUGUGAUAUUUCCUCAGGAUUCAUCCCCCUGGGGGUCACUGCGGCGGUGACGAGGUGUUGACAAGACGCAGUCAACGUGGUCGUCUGUGCAGUCAGGGCUACGUCUCAACGAUCCAUUUUUGUCUACACAAACACGCCGCUGAAUUAUUAAAAAGAAAGCGCUCCGCAAUGUUUCCUUUUUUUCUUCCGUUCCCAGGAGCAGUUGAGCUCUGCAGCCUUACAUGGUGAAACGCCAGCAGACUGCUCGAGACCCGAGAGACACAGAGAGACACAGAGAGAGGAGAACCCAAAACGCAUCCUCGUGAAACCUGUCUCCGAUGUUCACAGAAUGUGGACGAUCCUUCCUGAUCACCGUGGGGAUGUUUUCCCGUUGAGGCUCUCGGAGGCCACAUUCCAACGUGUUGACAGGAUGCCGAUGAAGAUGGCCGCUGUCUUCACCGUCUCUCUGCUCCUGCUCUGCUGCUCGGCCAUCUCCUCCACAGAUUCUUCCCAACAGUGCGACUAUUACGUUGCGACAGGCAGGAGGGCCACUUUGCCGAUGACCUUCGCGCUGGACCAGUCGGACAAGCUGACAUGGAUGCACGGCAUCAAAAUAAUCUUACGUCAAACCAAAGACAAAUUCACUUCAGAGGGAAAGGAUAUUGUUACUGCAAACGGAUCCCUGACGUGGGCCAACGUGGCGCAGAGCAACGCGGGGGCUUACAAGGCCGAGGUUCACGACCGCAACGGAAAGAGUAGAUGGACGUCAAAAUCCACACGUUUAUGUGUGAUCGACCCCGUCCCCAAGCCCACGGUGACACAUGAAUGUAAACAAACCGAGGUCAAUUUCACCUGCCAUGUUCAACCAAAGCAGGCCGAGGGUUUCAACUUCGCGUGGCUUCAGGACAACCAGGUGCUGGACACGGAGAAAGGUCAGACUCUGACCCGACCGGGCGAUCAGGUGACGGGUCUGAUCAAAUGCAAACUCUCCAACCGCGUCAGCUCGGAGACCAGUGAAGAGGUUCAUCAAACCUGUUACACGUCCAUUUUCCAAGGAAAACUAUUUGGGAUUGAAAUCUGGAUUGUCGUGGCCACCGGAGGAGCGGCCCCUCCAGAAGAAUCACCACCUCCUCCCUGGUCCUCCGGGGCCUCCCUUCCCUCUGGAGGGCCUUUCAUGGGAGGAGGAGGAGGAGGAGGAGGGGGCACAGAUAACGAGCAUCUGUCCGUCUUAUCAGGUGUCGUCCUGCUGCUGAUUAUCUGCGUUAUUGUUGGCUGCGUCUGCAGCAAGCGGAAGAAACGCUUGCACCUGGAGGAAGAGGAGGAGCUCCGUUUGGCGUGGACCAAUGAAAAGCAACAACACCCUCAACACCAUCACCGUCCGGAUCAACAGCCCCACUGCCACCACCGUGAGCCCCAGCAGCAGCCCGCCGGCCACACCGGCCCUCGCCAGCAUCGCUCCAGACAGCAGCGCCCCGGAGCGCCAGAGCAGCCGCGGCCCAGCCCCCGCAGGCCCGCCCAGGCCCCCAGGCCGCCCGGUCAGAACGAAGAAGAGCAGCCGCCUCCUCUUCCUCAGCCCAGGACGAAAGGUCCCGGAGCGCGCAAAGUGUGACGGCGCGUGAGUGAUGGAGACGCCUUUUCUGGCUUCACCCGCUUUUCUCUUUUUUUUUUUCUUCAUUGUACCGUUUUUCCUUUGUUGCUCUUUCGGUGGUGCGACGAAUUCGUUCACACUCUUGACUUGAACGGGACUGCGCAGUCUGUACUUCCUCUGCUGAGAAGGAAAAAAGAAGCUUUAUUUAUUCAGCAUGUCAUGUCAUAUCACAAUGUGUUUUCCCUCCGUGCUUUUACUUUCUUGCUGCAUAGAAUAAUGUCAUUUGAAGAGGUUUUAUUGUUAUUGUUAUUCACUGCGGCCUUUUAAGUUGAUUUUUACACAAACUAUUUCAUGUAAAUUUGCAUGCAUUCCUUUGUUUUGUUGUUGUACUUGUGUGUGAAUUUGAGAAUUAAAGAGAAAAUGUUUUACCAGAAA
Messenger RNA from Gasterosteus aculeatus aculeatus (three-spined stickleback), 2167 nucleotides. NCBI's taxonomy places the organism in Eukaryota, Metazoa, Chordata, Actinopteri, Perciformes, Gasterosteidae. The record is from RefSeq and is a predicted model, not a curated record.